CUCAAAGACCUCUUGGCCUCUCAUUCCCACUUGCUAGAUUUCCCACAUAUCAAUCCAACUAUAUAUACAUAUUUGUUAGUCCACAACCAAAUCAAGUCUUGAAAGAAAAUCUUUCUACACCAAGGUAUUUGAGAUCAUCAUUGCGUGAAGCAAUAGGAAAGAAAAAUUACAGCAAUGGCUAUUCUUUUCCGGGGUGUUAUGCAUGCUAAGCGAAUUCUAUCUCGAACAAAUUUUCUUGCUAAUCAGGUAGCUUCAGUUCCAAAGGGGUUCAUGGCAGUUUAUGUUGGAGAAAGCCAAAAGAAGAGAUUCAUAGUUCCAUUUUCAGUCUUGAAUCAGCCUUCAUUCCAAGAAUUGCUGAGAAAGGCAGAGGAAGAAUUUGGAUUUGAUCACCCAAUGGGUGGUCUUACACUUCCUUGCAGAGAAGACAUCUUCCUUGACACUAUUUCAGGCUUGAAUUCAUUGUGAUAUAAAGAAACAAAUCAGAAAAAACAGUUUUGUAAAAUCAUUGUACAUUUUGUCCAUUUUUUUUUUAUAGAUGAUAAUAGAAAUUUGAACAGUUGUUCUGACUUUCUCUGCAUCAAUUUUAGAAGACAGAAUUUUAUUCAAUUGUGGCUACUUUCAUAUUUCAUAAUGCUUUCCUUCUCAUCCUAUUCUUUCAUCUAGUUCAGCAUGAGCAUGAUGCUUUGAAUGGGAAUAUUUUUUAGUUUCUAUUAUUACCGGAGUUUUCUAGUCACUGCAUCCUAUCUGAAUGUGCCUUCAUUUCAAGUUUUGCUAAGUGAAGCAGAAGAGUAUGCUUUUGAUCAUCCAAUGGACGGUUUGACAUUCCCCUCUGAAAAAGAUACUUUUAUCGAUGUCACUUC
Molecule: messenger RNA, 860 nt
Organism: Hevea brasiliensis (rubber tree)
Lineage: Eukaryota; Viridiplantae; Streptophyta; Magnoliopsida; Malpighiales; Euphorbiaceae
Product: auxin-responsive protein SAUR23
Exons: 1
Coding region: 175-465 (96 amino acids)
Biological process (GO): response to auxin
Source: RefSeq, a predicted model, not a curated record